Molecule: messenger RNA, 6890 nt
Organism: Scylla paramamosain (green mud crab)
Lineage: Eukaryota; Metazoa; Arthropoda; Malacostraca; Decapoda; Portunidae
Gene: Cipc
Product: CLOCK-interacting pacemaker-like
Exons: 5
Coding region: 641-1624 (327 amino acids)
Biological process (GO): negative regulation of DNA-templated transcription; negative regulation of circadian rhythm
Cellular component (GO): nucleus
Source: RefSeq, a predicted model, not a curated record
GCAGACUCAACCAUUAUAUUUACCAACCAGUAUCUCCCUAGCUGAUGAGAGGAAAGGGUGGUAGUGUUACGUAUCCACAUCAAAUGUAACACGGUUCUUAGACAGAUGUGAGACCUUUGUGUGAGGAAGAGAAGUGUGGAACUGGAAAAGUGGAUAUUGGAGUGAAUGCUGAGCAGCCCCAUUGAUUUCACGAAAGUCUUGUACUGGACUGAGUUAUGAAAUUUGAGCGGAAAAAAGGUUACAUACAUACAACGCCUUCCACCCAGCAGGUGUUGUGUCUGCCCUCCUGAAGUGACAGCACCACAUUUACACCCCGACCGCACCCUAGAAGAUACAAAAACUUCGAAACAAAGGAUAAGAACGGGUGUAUCAGUGCUCAUCCUCCAGCAAGAAAACUAGACAAUAUGCAGGGCGUAUGAUGAAUCUGAGCGAGUUUCUAUCUAGAGACAUGAGCUGAACGGAGAAAAUACCCGUGUUGGCAGAGAGUGGAGAAAUCUUGUACUGGACCUGUGUACCUAACUUUCCUGUCUGUCACACCCAAGCUCUCCUUUGGUGCUGUGGCGGUGGUGGUGGAGGAAAGAACCGCCUCUUAAUUGGAGUCAGAAAUCUUUCCCCACCCUCAGCCAAGACGCCUCUUCCUAUGACCAAGCUUCCCCAGGCCCCGAAAAUGGGCGUGGGGGUGCAUGAAGUGGUGGAGAUGUAUGCCACCAGUUUGUGUGAUACGGAACCCAUCGCCAAGAAGAACGGAAAUGUGCUGUCACUUGCCAGUAUUGCCAACCCUUCCCUGAACGCAAACCUUCCACUUCCCGUAGCCUUCACUCCCUCUCCUUCCAAGGAAUCAGUGGUGUCUUCCAGCACAGGGCAGCAGGACUUCAAGAGGAGACUGUCAGAGAUUGCCCAAGACGCCUCCCCACAGCCUCUCAGUCCUGCCUUAGAAGACCCUCCCUCCUCGCCUUCUCCAGAUCUCAGCACCAGCAGGAAGGAGAUCAGCAAGAGGGCACGUGUGGAGAGAUCACCCUCACCAGACAGUGACACUGACAGUAAAAGCAAAGAAUCCUACACUUCCAGAAGAAAGAGGUUCCUGAGGACAGCAGAGGCUCUGCGGCAGUCUGGGCUCCUGGACAUCACCAUGAAGACUGCAGAUCUCCUCAGGAAGAAUCAGCAGCUGCAGCGGGAGAUUGAGGACCUGCAGAGGCAAACUAAGAAAUUUGUACUGUCUGUUCUCUCCAAUCCUGAGAACAGCCACAUUCUUGAAAACAUCCGGUCUGGAGCACAAUUAUAUGAGGUUGUGGUGCCAGGGUCCCAGGGCAUCAUGUCUGUUUCAACACAACAAACAGACGUGAACAUGAAUGUGGAGACGAGCCAGACAGAGGUUGAAGAUGAAGAAGAUGAUUCCUUAAUCUCGGCAGUACCUCAGAUUAAUCCCUUCUCAGCCACAGUGGAGGCAGACAGUGGUCUCAGUAACCCCUCACCGCAAAGUAACUUUUCCAAUUCCCCAGCUUCCUCUGUCAGUAGCUUCUCCAAUGACACCUCUUCUCUCUCUGAGGACGAUAGUUCAUCUGAAGAGGAGAACUUAUCCUCUCCGAAGCUUAUCUCAGCUAAGAGUGACAGGAAGCCUUGCUAGUUCUUUACCUGUUUUUGUUAUUUUGGUAAGAGUGUGGAAGGUACUUUAUUUUAUUUUACUUUGUUUUCUUAAGAAUACUCGUUAUUAUUAUUUGGUGACAAUGGCUUUUAUUUAGUAUGAGAAAGGAGAUAGGGAGUGAAACAAGUGCUGUGUUCCUCUCAUUGGCACUUCAGUGUCAAUGAACUUUAUUUUAGUUGCCAUGUGAUGACAAAUGAAAAUUGCAGUUGUAACUAAAAUUCAAGAAGUUGCAAGAUGUAGAUUUUCUUAUAGUGUUUCAAAAUUGAUAAUACAAACAUUGUGAAAUAUGUGCAUUGUAUACAAAUCUUCAACAAACACUAUACAUAUAUAUCUACAUGAAAUCUUUAUGGCACAAAUUUAUUGUGUUUGGUGUUGAUCAUUGUGUUGCUCUGAAUCCCAAAUGCUCAGACUUAAAAGAUACACAACAGAAAAAGGAAGAGUGAAAUAGUAAGCAGUGAAACUGGAUGUGUCUCAUGGUGGCAUUUUGGACUCUCGGCAUCACUUGGAUCCACACAUACAGGAAAGCUGUUCACAUCUAUGGCUAUGCUACUAAGCCUGCCACUGUGGAAAGGAGGGAUGUCAAGUGUUUUACUAUUAUGAAUUGUGAUAUGUGUGUUUAUUUUUAUACUAUUUAAAUUAUUUACUGGAUGCAAGGAACGAUGAGCAAUAUAAACCCUCCAUUGUUAAGUGGUGGCUGGAUACAGUGUGUCUUGGUCAUGCCCACCACCACAGAGGAGGAACUCGUGAGGUGGGAUGCUGAUGAGGCGUCAAUGGCCACUCUUUGGUACAGUCGUGGUCAGAAGCCAUGUAACACUGCACUCCAUUUCUCUGUAUUUAGAGUUCCUCUCAAACUUGUUCUCUAAUCUGCUGAGAAUCCAUCAGAUGUGACAUUUUGUAAAGGGACUAUCUGGAGAUUAGAGGAUGUAAGAUGGAUAGGAAAUACAACUUACAGCGGAAGUGAGUGCAGAAAGUUAUUUGACCCCUGAUGACACCUGUACUGUAAUGCUUGGCACAAGCCCCCACUGAGUGCUGAGCUGUGCUGUAAUCUGCCCAGUUCUUAGCUUCAUUUCAUUCCAGUUGCAAAUCAAGGUUAAGGCAGCCAACCUUCUCUCAGACCCUUGGCAGCUCUUGUCUUUUUUUUUUUUUUUUUUUUUUUUUUUUUUUUUUUUUUUUUAAGCAAGCCUUAUUUAUUUACUUUUGUUCUGCUGAACAUGAACUACUUAGGGAAUCAUUCACUUCUUGUAUAAGUUGAAAUGUAGAAACAUUUAAUCUACGGCCCUGUGUUCUUGAAAAUAUAUCUGACAUUGGCUCUAAUGGGCUCUACUUUUAAAAGUUUUCAUUGUUUUAAUGAAGAUUUGAAUAAAAAAAAUGGACAAGUUUUAAAUCAGACUUACAUAUCUGAGUUGAAUGUUAAGAUAGAGUCCCAUGUAGUUCAGUCUGAUAAUAUAUAAACAUACUGAUGAUGUUAAAUUUCAAAAGAGGUACAAUUCUUCUGUGAUACCAAUCUCCUAUCUAAACCCAAAGAUUUGAUGCUCCAAAUUUAAGUAUUUAUAAACCUCCAAGGGAAGGUCUGCAGGGUUUGUCCUGUCUCUGGUGUUCUGAUCUGCAGCUUGAGGAUGACGAGUGAGAUUCUAGAAUUAGUUUUUUAUGUGUGAUUCUCACUUAUAGGUGACUGUAGCUUUAUUAGGUAUUUUAGCUGAGUGGGGCUGCAAGACAGACCCUGGUAGGGGAAUGUGGCUUUCCUUGCUGUCUAUGCCAUCACCAAGCAGUCUUGAGUAUUGGUUCUCAGUGGAUGUUAGUUUGCCCUGAUGGAGUAAUUGCCAUUUCAGUGAUAAUGGGACUCCUUAUGCAACUGUAAAAGACUGCUGUCCACACUUUCCCUCCCUAUGGUGCACCAUGGGCAAUGAACACUGGUGUCAGAUGAUGGCCGACACUGAGAACCUUAGUCUUGAGUCCCUGCUUUCUUGUCUUGUCAUGGCUGCAGCUCACCAGUGCUCUCAACUUACUGUAAAUAUGAUGAACUCUUACUGUUCGCUGGUGAAGCAUUGCCUGACCAAAUCUCACUUUAUACAGAUGGAAAGGAGCUGUAUUCUUUUUAUUUCCUCUAAGUUAGUCACUCAUGUGGCUUUGAUAUGAAUAUGCUGGACAUGUCAUAGCAGCACUUUUUUUUUUUAUGUGUGUGUGUGUGUGUGUGUGUGUGUGUGUGUGUGUGUGUGUGUGUGUGUGUGUGUGUGUGUGUGUGUGUGUGUGUGUCUUUUUUUUACACAUUUGUAUUGCAUUAUUGUACUACGCAAGAUUUCAUUCAUUUUUACAUGCAUAAAAAUAUGCUGUUUCUUCCUUGAAUCAACCUCUCACAAGUUUUUACACAUUUAUGCAUACAAGCAAAAGUCAUGUAUAUUUCGUAUACAGUUAGCACACAAGGGUUGAAUUUCAAGAACGUGUUUCAGUGUUUGGUUCAGUACAACUGUUGUUGUUGCCUUUUCUCAUUGGUACCCUAACCAUUUAUGAAUUGUGUUAGACAUGAACUACAUCCACAAGCUUGCCUUUAUGCUUCAUUAAGACAAACACCUGAAAUUGAGUCACUUACAAAUUACCCAUAACCCCGCAAGGUUUGUCCACUUUACGUAUUUAUUAGUUUCAUGGUCUGUUUGUCUAACAAACCAGGCCAAUGUCACCACAAAGGGCACCUUAGUUUCAUACUUAUGAAUUACUUCAAGCAGUUUUUUUGACAUCUACAUUAAGCUUUCUUUUCUUUUAUUCUGCUUUACAUGUUUUUUUUUUUUUUUUUUUUACUCCUGUAAUUUCCAAACAACUUCCCUUUUUAUUUUUAUUUAUUUAUUUUUUAUUUAUUUUUUUUUUAGUGUGCUCUCCCAUUUGACAAAAUGUUGCAUCCUUUCCAAAAUCUUGGUGCAAAUUUUAUUCAGUGAAAUCACAUACCCAUCUCCAAGGUUGUCUCCUACACAUUGUCUCUUAAAUAUACUGAUGAUUUUAAAGUUUACUUGAAUUGCAUCUUAUGUGUAAGUCAUUUUGCUGUCCUAGCACAAUGAGGAGCCAAAGUGAUGGUCUCAUUCUGCUUUCAAGCAAAAUUGUACUUUUUUUGUAUCUUAAAUAAUAGCAUAAAAUUGUGAUGGAUUUGGAAAGUGUAUCUUUAAUGUCUUUUGCACAUUCAUAAGAUUACAUUCAUAAGAUAUUUAUAUAACAAGCUGGGAUCUCUGCUGAAGAGAAGUACCCAAGACAAAGUAUCAUGUUUUUUUCUCACUUUAUAAGUAAAAAUGCAAAGAAGAGUCUUAAUUUAUAUAACAAGCAAAGCCAGAAUUUGUUUGGAAACAGUUUGAGCAUCAAGCUUGGUCUUGUUCACCCUAUAACCCCUUUGCUGUCAUCACCCAUGUAGGAACUCUUUGGUGUGUGGGCUUGAGGUGUGUUCAUGUCAAACACACUCGGUGCAGACGGUCUUUUGGUGCUAAAUGCGUGCUAGUGUCGGGUGCAAUGCCUGAACUCUCUUAUUUAAUACCUCCACAAACUUGGAGUGUUUCCUCAAGGAUUUUAUAUUUUUUAUAUGGUUCUCAUGGUUCUCAUGAUGUGACUUGCCUCCUAAAGCCCUUUGAGAAAUGUCACCCUACUUGUAAUGCGACGUGUGUUCCUUGUAAUUAUUUGGUAUAAUCUGCUUCAAAAUAUGUCCUUGUUAUAUAAUGAAUGUAUUUGUAAAUCCAUAUUUUCACAAUAGGAAUUACCAGCAGCUAGCUAGUUAGGUUGUUGGCUAGGGAAGGCAGUGAAUUUCCUCCCAUAUUAACUAUUUCUGAAGAUGCAUGUUGAAAUGUAUAAUAAUUUCUGAUGUAACAGUGACUUAGUUACUUGUAAUAUGAAUGUCUUGGUGACUGCUUCAUUCUGGUCUUCACAGAGUGCUUCUCUUCAUUCUCACACUUUCUGCAAUAAAAGGCCUCUUUGAACACUGUGUGAACCUGUAAUGUGGCAUAUGUGGUGUGUGUGUGUGUGUGUGUGUGUGUGUGUGUGUGUGUGUGUGUGUGUGUGUGUGUGUGUGUGUGUGUGUGUGUGUGUGUGUGUGUGUGUGUAGGGAAAGAUUACAUGUUGCAUUCCUCAGAGCAAUUCUUUUGCUUUCUCCUUUUUGGUCAGUGGAAUCUGUUUCUUGAAUUUGGACUAUCUGCCUGACUCAAGUCUGCAGAAUGUGGAGAGAGAGAGAGAGACAGAGAGAACUUCAGAGUGAGUCAUGUUACCAAGUCCUUAAUUAUCUGAGUAACUGAAUGCAAGGUAAUCUAUUAUUCCAUUACCACUUGCUCGUCUUCAUUGAACUACAUGGAAGGAAUCAAUCAAACAUACACAUUGUUGGUUAAUGCUCCUGUUUUCCUUACAUGAAAGUGUUGGCAUUGAGUGAUUGGUGAAGUAGCAAUAAUGUGGAUUGUUGUGUCAAAAGGUAUAUACAUAUUUAUGGUCUCAGGAAACUAUUUAUUAUUAUUAUUAUUAUUAUUAUUAUUAUUAUUAUUAUUAUUAUUAUUAUUAUUAUUAUUAUUAUUAUUAUUAUUGUACUACUUAUAUUUGCUGUACUAUUGAAGUUCUUGGAACUUUUUUCCAGCUUUCUGCAAUAUUCCAUCUCUAUCAUCUUUUACAACCUGUUGGGAAUACAGAGAUUUGUUUUGAAUGUGUGUGUGUGUGUGUGUGUGUGUGUGUGUGUGUGUGUGUGUGUGUGUGUGUGUGUGUGUGUGUGUGUGAGGUGACUUAAGUGGAUCAUUGUUCAGAGCUAAGUAACAAUCAUCCAAGAACUUCAUGUAUUACAAGAAUUUUCAUAAUUUCUGUCAUGUCUUUUUCUUUUCUGUGUCUAAUAUUUGAUGUUCAGGAAAAGAGGAGCUGAAUAGAAAUUGUCAUUAUCAUUAUUACUAUUAUUACCAUUGCUAUUUUAUCAUUAUCAUGUAUUUGCUCUUGUCGUAAAUCUGAAAAAACAAAAAACAAAUAGGAGAAAACAGAGGUACAGUAAUCAUAGCAAAAGUACGCAUACAAUAUGAAAUUGGUGUGAAACUGUACAAGGAAGCAUAGUGAAAGUGACGUGUUUAUUUUCCAGUACAUGUAAGAGAAAGGGUCCUUAAUUUAUUGUGUGAGGCGUCAUCACUGCAUUAGUGAGAUGUGUAAGUGGUACACACCUUGGUUACCGGUACAAAUAGUGUGUUGUAAUUAUUGUCAGAUAUUCUAGCUGUCCAUCUUCUCCUUUUUGUAGAAUAAACUGACCUGAUUAUUCUCA